Messenger RNA from Naegleria lovaniensis, 1956 nucleotides. RefSeq lists its product as uncharacterized. Bases 1 to 1956 code for a protein of 651 amino acids. The record is from RefSeq and is a predicted model, not a curated record. Gene Ontology annotation, biological process: snRNA processing. Gene Ontology annotation, cellular component: nucleus. NCBI's taxonomy places the organism in Eukaryota, Heterolobosea, Eutetramitea, Acrasida, Naegleriidae. The transcript has a single exon.
AUGUCCGUUUCAUCAUCGUCGCAUCAUAUCAAAGUGGUGCCUCUUGGUGCUGGUCAAGAUGUUGGUCGGAGUUGUGUUAUUGUUACUCUCGGACGAAAAACUAUCAUGUUUGAUUGUGGAAUGCAUAUGGGCUAUAAUGAUGAAAGAAGAUUUCCUGAUUUUAAAUUUAUAUCAAAGAAUGGACAAUUUACUCAAACAAUUGAUUGUGUAAUUAUUUCUCAUUUUCAUCUUGAUCAUUGUGGUGCCCUUCCAUAUUUUACGGAAGUGUGUGGAUAUGAUGGCCCAAUUUACAUGACUUAUCCAACCAAGGCCAUUGCACCGAUUUUGUUGGAAGAUUACAGAAGAGUGAUGGUCGACAGGAAGGGUGACAUUUCAUCCAAUCAAGGAUUCUUUUCUUCAGAGGAUAUUAAAAAUUGUAUCAAAAAGGUUCAAGCAUUGAAUUUACAUCAAACUGUAAUAUUAGACGAUGAACUGGAAAUUAAGCCAUAUUACGCUGGUCAUGUUUUAGGAGCAGCCAUGUUCUAUGUGAAGGAUUUAGCAACUGGUGCGAGUGUUGUGUAUACAGGAGAUUAUAACAUGACAGCAGAUAGACAUUUGGGAAGUGCUACAAUCGAUAGAUGUAGGCCUGAUUUACUAAUUACAGAAACUACCUAUGCUACAACCAUAAGAGAUUCAAAGAGUAGUAGAGAGCGUGAUUUUUGUAAACAAAUUUAUGACACUGUUGUAAAUAAGAAAGGAAAGGUUCUGAUUCCAGUUUUUGCUCUGGGAAGAGUUCAAGAGCUUUGCAUUCUAUUGGAAACGUAUUGGGAACGAAAAAACCUAGGCAAGUCUGUACCCAUUUACUUCUCUGCUGGUAUGGUUGAAAAAGCGAAUUACUACUACCAACUGUAUAUUAAUUGGACAAAUGAGAAAAUCAAGACAACUCUAUUCGAUCAGAAGAGAAACCUAUUUAACUUUAGCAAUAUUCUUCCAUUUGAAAGAGCACUCAUGGACAUGCCAGGUCCAAUGGUAUUAUUUGCCACUCCAGGUAUGCUGCAUGCUGGCAUGUCAUUGGAGGUAUUUAAAAAGUGGGCUUCUUCUGAGAACAAUAAGGUAAUUUUACCUGGAUACUGUGUUGAAGGCACUGUUGGAAAUAAGGUCCUACGUAAUAAGGAUAAUAAGCAUUCAAAGAUUGAAAUUGAUUCGAGGACAACAGUUGAUAUGAGAUGUGAAGUGAAGCCAAUUUCUUUCAGCGCUCAUGCAGAUGCAAAAGGUAUUCUUCAGCUUAUUCGUACAGCUCAACCUAAGAACGUAAUGUUAGUUCAUGGAGAGCGAGACAAGAUGGCAUUUUUCAAAAAGAAGAUUGAGUCCGAAUUUAAAAUACCCUGCUUCGAUCCUCCUAAUGGUUGUACCAUUAAGAUCAAAACCGAUUCAUACGUAUCCUCAGUGAAUGUUAGUUUGAAUCUACUGAAGAGAACACUUUCAUCAUCGUCCUCUCAACUUUCCUCGCCUGUUACAAGUACAAUGUCAGACACCUCAUCGAUGUUUGAGUUCAAUAAUGACAACCAAAAGCGUAAAAAGAUUGAGGGUAUUUUAAUUUCGAAAGCCAAUGGCCAUACCAACUUGCCAGACCUCUCGCUCUUGGAACCAGGCCAGGCAGCAAGAGAACUCGGGUUGAGACAACACACAUUAAGCUUCACUAGAAAAAUUCCAAUUUCUCCCUUGACCAGUGGCAACAUGAACGACUCAGCAAAUCUCUUUCAUAUCAUUACUAACCUUUUGGAAAAACAGUUUGGGAAAGAUUCUCUCUCAUAUCCUUCUCCUCAAUCCAUUUCUCUGAAAAGUAUCAAAAUUACCUUUGAUUUACCUAACUUUAUCAGUGUAAAUUGGUUACUUACAGAUGAAAUUGAAGGAGAACGAGUAUGCCAAUUGUUAGAUCACCAUCUCUCCACACUCAAGCUCAACAUGAAACAGUAA